Recurvomyces mirabilis is the source of this 1044-nucleotide messenger RNA. RefSeq lists its product as uncharacterized. Gene Ontology annotation, molecular function: acyltransferase activity, transferring groups other than amino-acyl groups. NCBI's taxonomy places the organism in Eukaryota, Fungi, Ascomycota, Dothideomycetes, Mycosphaerellales, Teratosphaeriaceae. The coding region runs from base 1 to 1044 and encodes 347 amino acids. The record is from RefSeq and is a predicted model, not a curated record. The transcript is spliced from 2 exons.
AUGGCUACCGACCGUAUCCUCUACUCAAACAAUGACUACGAGAUCCGCCCAGCCCGCAGCGUAAACGAGUACCGAAACCUGUGGUGGCGCUACAUGGUAGAACUAGGCUGGAACCGUGGCUACUUCGACAUAGACACCUACAUGAACCCCUCUCAUGGCUCAGGAAUGCUGCUCCUAAUCCACAAAGGCCAAGACAAACGUCGGAUAUGCGGUCAUGUCGCUGCCGUCAUCAACGCCAACAACACUGGCUGGCUUUCACUUUUCGUUGUUGGGGAGGAACACCGUGGGAAGGGGAUGGGAGGGAAGUUGUUUGAGGCUGCUAUGGAGGACUUUCGUGAGCAUGGAACUGAGAUUAUGGGGCUUGAUGGAGUGGCGGAGCAGAAGGCGACGUAUGAGAGGCGUGGGUUUGUUGAUUCGCCACUUGGCACUGUCAGGAUCAUGACUAGGCCGUUGGUGGAAAAAGUACCGCUGCCGACUCGAGAUGGGGAGGUACCAGGGCACUUCAUACAAAUCUAUGACGUCCCUCUACAUCUGCUGGCUCAGCACGAGCAAAAGUACACAGGCUUCCAGCGACCAGCGUUAUGGUCUAACGAGCAUCUUUUCGAACGCGACGACAUAGAUGGCGUGGCUCUAGCCAGCACCGACAAUCCGCAGACUGUCAACGAUCUGCAAGGCUGGACCAUCAUCCGUCGCUCCUUACACGGUCCACGAAUUGGUCCACUAUAUGCCGAGAACGCAGAAGUAGCUCAGGCAGUGCUGGAGCGUGCUAUAGAGCUAGCGAACGUCAAGUUCGUCGAUGCCGUCCAUCCCGAUGAUCCUUAUGAAGACAUGUCUGAAGCCGAGAUUGCUGAGAAGGCGUAUAUAACGGCUGAGGUAUGGGGUGGAAAUCCUGAAGCUGUAAAAGUGUUUGAGCAGGCUGGUUGGACAUAUGCAGGUGUGUCUUAUCAUCGUAUGUGGGUGGGUGGAAAGGCGACGCCGGAGUUUAGUGAGGGUGGAGCUGCUCAGCAAGGCGUGUUCGCUAUGAUGGAUGCUGCUACUGGCUAG